UAACCAUAUUUUUUCCACAUCCGCUUCUUACUUGCAUCUAUACUCUUCUUAGUUGCUCCUUGCGAUUUCUUUUUCACUUACAAACUGUUGUUUCUGAACUGGGUUUUGUUUCUACAAUCCACGGUCUCAUUUCUGCUUGAUGGUGGCUUUUACUCUGUGUUUCUUUCCUGUUAUUUGGUUUUUUUCUUUUUCAUGGGCUCUGAAGGAUAACUUGAUUUCUCUGUUGUAAGCUAGUACAUGGAGAAUUCGAGAUUCUUCAUAAAUAAUUGAUAUCCUGCAAUUUUUUCCUUCCUUUUUGAGCUAUGCAAGUGACAUGCAACUAAAGGGUUCCAAAGUUGUGCAUGGAAGGUUGUUGUAUUGUUUUUGAGCAUUUUUGGAGUUUAUUAUUUUCAGGAAUUAUUUAUCACCUCAGGUAUCAUUUCAAGUUCCAAAAUUUUGUAGACAGGCUCAUGGUAUUGGGAAUGUGGAGGAAUUGUCUUUCUUGAUUUCAAGAUUUGAAGCUCAGAAUAUGCUUAUUUCCAACAGAAAUAUACAAGUUAAUCAUCAAUGAUGUUGUUCUACUCUUUUCACAGAUUUGUCCUUUUUUCUUUUUUGCAGUUGGUUAAAGUAAUUAGAGGGUUUAUUGAUGUUUGCUCCACUAUUACUAGCCAACUAAACUAUUGAAAUGACCACAUGCGGUUUGGCAAGAGAUGCUUUGAACCUGCUUCGUGAGAGGAAAGGAGGAUAUGACAUUGUAAUUAGUGACGUCUACAUGCCUGACAUGGAUGGUUUCAAACUUCUGGAGCUAGUUGGACUGGAGAUGGAUCUUCCAGUCAUUAUGAUGUCUGUUGAUGGAGAGACAAGCAGGGUGAUGAAAGGCGUUCAACAUGGAGCAUGUGAUUAUCUUCUUAAGCCUAUACGAAUGAAAGAACUCCGGAAUAUAUGGCAGCAUGUAUUCAGAAAGAAAAUACACGAGGUAAGAGAUAUUGAAAUUCUCGAAGGGAACGAAAGUUUUCAAAUGACUAGAAAUGGAUCAGAUCAAUAUGAGGAUGGGCAUGUGCUCUGUGGAGAAGAUCUGACUUCCAUAAAUAAAAGAAAGCAUUUUGAAAGCAAGCACGAUGAAAAAGACACUGGUGAUAGUAUUUCUACAAAGAAAGCAAGAGUAGUUUGGUCAGUAGAUCUUCACCAGAAAUUUGUCAAAGCCGUAAAUCAGAUAGGAUUUGAUACCACAUCUUUGCCAUCCUUCGAUGGAGCAAUGACAGGUAGUGUCUGUUUGGCAGAAGUUGGUCCCAAGAAAAUACUUGACAUGAUGAACGUGCCAUGGCUAACAAGAGAAAACGUUGCUAGCCACUUGCAGAAAUACCGUCUCUAUUUGAGUAGGUUGCAGAAAGAAAACGAUUUUAAAAAUCCUGCUGGUGGGAUAAAGCAGUCAGAUUCACCUUUAAGAGAUUCUGCAGGAAGUUUUGGCUCUCAGAACUCCAUCAACUUGCAGCACAAUGAUGUUUCGAAUGGGAGCUACAUAUUUUCUGGUAGUAGCUUAGUUGUCCACAAUGGGGAUCCUAGAAGCCAUGACAGUGAUCGAAAGAGACUUGUUUCGACGCCUGUGGAAGAACCCAAAAGAACCUUAACUGUUAACGUUCCCAAUCCUCGUAUACCCAGAAGUUCACAAAUGGAAUUUGGUCAACCCCUGGCACCUCCACAAUCAGAAGUAGACUUUGGAGCAUUGGAUUCUACUUUCCCAACAAAGUAUCCUUGGUGUGGAAUUCAACUAAAAAAAGAACAUAAUCCACUUCAUUUGAAUGAUGAAUUCAGCCACCUUCCACUGCCUGGUCAAAAGCAGCUUACCCAAGCUGAUUAUCCACAACCUGCUCCAGCCAUCAGUUCCGCACCAUCCUCAACACCUUCUCAUAACGAGUACAGGAGCAAUGUUAACCAUGCAAGGUCAACAGCUAUUGCGGUUGACUCUAGCCCUAUUCAAACAAAGACCGAUGUGGCAAAUCAUCAAGCUGUUGAGCCCAAUUCCAAGAGCACACCAAGUUUGGAAAAUCAAGGCUUCAAUAUGAAUUCCAUUACAGAAUUUGAAUCUUCCCGAAAAAACAUAAAUUUGGGAAUGCUACCUUUCACAACUUUGGAGGAAGACUUGCAAGUAUGUUGGGUUCCAGGUGAUUGCUAUAUGAAUCUCGGACUCCAGAACAUAGAGGUUCUGGAAUACUUCGACCCAGGUCUUAUCACAGACGUACCGGUAAACUUGAAUGAUGGGCUGAGGUUUGACUAUGAGUUCUAUGACCCCACAGAAUAUUCUCUAAUAGAUCAAAGCUUGUUUAUAGCAUGAUCUUCCUCUCCCUUCCGUUCAUGUUUAGUGAUGAAGGAUCACUUGCCUUGCCUUUUUCUGUACCAAUACAUUAUAGGAGCCUUCUAACUCUGGGUUGGGAUAUUUUAUUUUUGAUCGGUCUGGUCUUGGAUGUUGAAACACGUAUAACAGGAGUGAUGGCAAACAACCAGCAUAAUAAUGUCUGUCACUCACCUCUGGUACCUGCAUUACUGUGCUGUAUGCUGCAUCUGUCAAAUUCCUUACAAUGUAUUAGCUGCCAGAAGUAGAAAUCUUAUCAUCGCACAUCUCCUUCUGAUGCUUUAACUGAAA
This is a messenger RNA of Populus euphratica (Euphrates poplar), 2620 nucleotides long. Its product is annotated as two-component response regulator ARR11-like. Gene Ontology annotation, molecular function: DNA-binding transcription factor activity; DNA binding. Bases 665 to 2311 code for a protein of 548 amino acids. Gene Ontology annotation, biological process: phosphorelay signal transduction system; cytokinin-activated signaling pathway. The transcript has 5 exons. The record is from RefSeq and is a predicted model, not a curated record. NCBI's taxonomy places the organism in Eukaryota, Viridiplantae, Streptophyta, Magnoliopsida, Malpighiales, Salicaceae.